Diaporthe batatas is the source of this 555-nucleotide messenger RNA. RefSeq lists its product as uncharacterized. The transcript is spliced from 2 exons. The record is from RefSeq and is a predicted model, not a curated record. Lineage: Eukaryota; Fungi; Ascomycota; Sordariomycetes; Diaporthales; Diaporthaceae. The coding region runs from base 1 to 555 and encodes 184 amino acids.
AUGGACGGAGCAGGAGCUGCCUCGGCCGCCCAGAACGGCAAGAAGGUCAAGACUGCCGCGCAGAAGCGCCGGCGGACAGAGCAGCGACGGAGGCGGAGAGCAAAGCAGGCGGUAGCCAAGGAGUCACAGAGGGACAUGCUGCGCGAGAUCGACCCGUCCCAGGGACCCCCCGAGUGCUCAUUCUGUUACUCCAAGACCCACAGCAGCAGCGGCUGCCCCGACAAGGCCGUCAUCAAGGCCCGGCAGGACCGCAAGAUCGAGCGGCGUCAGCAGAUGAAGCGCCGGAAGGAGGAGGCGGAGGCCGCCGGAGUGCGGGAAGUCGCCAUUGACGAUCGCGUCAGGGUCGUCUUCGCUCCUCUGCUGGUGGGAGGGGAGCCCCUGACCUCUGUCGCGCUCAUCAGCAUGUAUCACCAGCUCUGCGCCCGGGCAUUCUCGCGUGAGCUCCCCGAUCGGGAGAAGGACGGCUGGAACCUCAAGGUCAACAUGGCGGUGCGGGUGGCGAUGACGCACGGGCUGGCAAACAUUGCUGAGCUCAUGGGCCAUCUCGUUCUCUGA